This is a messenger RNA of Peronospora farinosa, 3369 nucleotides long. Lineage: Eukaryota; Oomycota; Peronosporomycetes; Peronosporales; Peronosporaceae. The record is from the annotation of a GenBank genome assembly.
AUGGACCCACCUCCUCCGCCUCCACCGAGUCUCUCUUCCUCUGUACCACCACCCCCUCCACCUCCUGGUCCACCUCCACAGACGUCUAUUACAACCACUCACACUCCUUCUAAUUUUACUAGCAACAAUCACGUCACUUCUCCCGUCUCUACUAACAAUGCAGCAACAUCAACGCCACACUCGAAGCUUCUGAACCAUUUACCACUAGACGCGCCUGAUGAACUCGAUCGUAAGUGGUACGCACAUUUCUAUCACAUGCAGAAGACCAUACAGGGUAAAGACGAGGCUGCGACGCUCGCUAUCUUGAAGCAGCAGCCGGCCGAAGGUCUGACGCCGCUACCGUUCCAGCCUGAUAUUGCGUUACUUUACGCAGUGCUCACGGAGCCUACACAAUCCAAGCAAUAUCUUCGGUACUUGACGACUGUGGCAGCUAUGGACAAUUACAAAACUUGUAUGGGGUGGCUCCAGAAACUCAUUGAUCUCAAGUUUGUUAAGUUGCUGGUAGCAUGUCGCAGUCAAUUGUUGUGGCUUGUGCGGGAGUUCGUGCAUUUAAAUGCACCAGGUGUGGACAAGGUAAUUGUCUGCUUGAUGCGAUAUCUGACUGGUGGAGAUCCUAGUCGUACAACGGUCUGGCUGGCGUCGUCAAUUAUUCGUGUUUUGAUUGAACAUGAAGCUUGGCUUUUGUCGUGCUCGAGUUUAAUCCCGUUUGUUUUCCAUACAUUUGCAAGGAUUUCACUUGAUCACUCUGCUGCACAACAUGCGAGCUUGUUGAAGCAGGAGGUGGAGCUGUGCACGACUUUGUGGAACCGUCGUCAGGCGGAUGUAGCACAACUUGGACGAGAAAUUGUGCGCGUACUUAGCAACGCAAAGGAUAUUCCGGGGAUGAGUGUGCUUUGGAAACAAUUGAGAAACGUACGGGAUACUGCUGAAGCUGAAAAGGAUUUCACGGCAUACUCUGUAGCGCAGUUGAUGGCGAUUCCAACUCCUCCAAAGUAUCUUGCGUACCGUUUGAAUCCUAAAAUGGAGGAAUAUCUACUCUUCAUGAUGGCACGUGAACGUGUUCAAGCUGGAUCCGUGACGCGCUACCAAAAAUGGUUUUCGUCCCAGUUUUUGAGUAGCCCAGGGUCGGAUGGACUUGUUCCCGAUCUUGUGCGGUACAUUUGCGCUGUCUACCAUCCUUCUAACCAGGUUCUAAGCUCUAAGGUCACGCCUCGGUACCAUAUUCUCGGGUGGCUCUAUCUUCUCUGCCACGGCAGUAAGACACCCAGUGUGCUGGCUCGAGUACAGCUUGCUAUGUUUUUCGACUACUUGUACUUUAAACCGUCGGACAACAUCAUGACGGUAGAGCCUGCAAUUUUGCUCAUGGUGAAAUCACUUAAAAGUCACCCUAUGGUAACGCUAGCCAUGAUUCAGUUCGUUGUCUUCGCUGUGGAAAAGUUUGCUGCCUCACCAGUCAACCGAAAGCUCAUGCAGAAGGGUGUGUCCACUGCGUUCUCGACAAUAUUAAAACUUGGUGUUGUGCCAUCCCUCCACUCGCUCCAGAAUUUUCCGAUGCUGAUGUCGAGCGCACCAGAAUUGCAGUCGGAGCUUCACCGCAUUUUUCCGGAGCACUUUCCCUCCGCUGAGAAUGUCCAAGCGCAAGGUCCACUAUCGAGUCCAAUAUCAAGUGCCGGUGGAAGUCCUGCCAGGUCCCCUGGCCCAACCUCGUCACCUGGAAGACAAUCACCUAUCCGAGAAUCGCCGGGUCGCCAAUCACCAGUCCGAAGCAUCCCUAUUGGCACAGAAAGCCCUAUCACAUCGCCGUUACGAUUGCAGAGUCCGACACAUUCGGACGCAAGUAUGAGUGGUGGUGGGGCAUCCUCUGAUACGACUUCUCUAGGCGCGCUUUCUUUCUUGCCGGAUCACCAGCAAACUGUGGAUUCUACGACGGAUGUGGCUACUCGUAGUGACGCACUUGCUUCGACAGCACCAGCGACUAUGAUUUCUCACAAGCAGCCUAUUGUUGACAUUCCUGAAUGUCUUAACGCACUGGGGAGCGAUGAUAUUAAGCACUUUCAGCAGUCAAUGCCCGAGCCAUGUUCUCGCCCUACGGAGAGCUUUCUGGAGUGUUUGAACGAUAUUUUGAUUUCGUGGAUUCGACAAGACAACGUUGUUGAAGUCGCUGCCCCCUUGGGAUCUUUCCUACACGCUUCGCUGGAAAGGAUUAUCGUGUCAUCCCGAAUUGCCUUGAGUGAUUCACCCAAAGUCACAUCUGCGGGUGUGUUCAAUUUGAUGCUAGACCAGGUGGUCAGUGAAGCUGUGGACAUUUAUGUGCCUUUUUUGAAGGCUAUGUAUGCGCGAGAUGUUACAAUAUCCUACCGCCUGCUCGCCUUCUGUUGUUCACGAAGUAGUGGAAAGAGUCCUGAGGUUGCUCUGGGGCCUUACGCUGCGUUUAUUGAUGCCAUCGGUGGUGACAUGACUGAACAUAUCUUAAAAGACUUGAAUUUGAGCCAGCAGAUUGACGAUGCGCGGGCACAGGCUUGUGCUCUUCUAGACAAGCCGAUGUCUGUUGGUGUGUCGAAGAACGAGAUGGAUGCUUUGAGCGCUACUGCUCUUUUCGUGUGCCCCUACCUAUUUGCGAAUAUGCAGCACUCGUUCUUUUCCAAGCUGAUGACUCGUAGCGAAGCACUUGUACAGGUGCUCCUUGGUCUGGUAACGCCUGCAAUGCUAAAUGCAUUAUGCACGCGUGUGGUUAUGUGUGAGUUUGCAAUUUUUAAAAGCCGACUGGCCAACAUCGUGCUCUCGUCGUUGCAAUGGACUUCGUGGGAACAGUACGCCAUGUGGGAUCUCGUGCUCGCAGAGCUCCAAUCCGGACGUUCAGCUAUCGCCGAAAAGAAUAUAAUGGCAGCGGCACGAAAGGUGCUGGUCUGUGUGAAUCCAAAAGAGACUCCAGAGACAAUGACCGGGUUGCUAAAGUGUCUGAUCCACUUCAGCCCCGAUGAUAGUGUGCUCCAAAGCGUGUUCAAGCUCUCUGACGCAUACGAUGACUUUCCAUUUGCAGUAUUGACGUGUUGGAUGGAGAAAUUCCCGGACGUUGUCACGACUUUUGUUCGUACAUCUUUGGAAAAUAUCAACGACAGUGACCUCUUCAAGGACAAGACCCUAUCCGAACUAGUCCGAAAACUCGAUCAUCUCCAAGAGUUACGCAUUCGCAAUGACACAAGUGAAGUAAUCGCAGUACUUCAGGACGAAAGUAUUAUCUCGCUCUUGAAGAAGUUACUACAUCAACAUUGCCCAACUGAUGCAUUGUCAGUAGUUGAUACGUAUCAAGCAUUACGCACCGUGCUAUUCGACGAGGAACCUCCAUACAAGAAAACAAGGCUUGGAUGA